This is a messenger RNA of Entamoeba histolytica HM-1:IMSS, 327 nucleotides long. RefSeq lists its product as uncharacterized. The transcript has a single exon. The record is from RefSeq and is a predicted model, not a curated record. The coding region runs from base 1 to 327 and encodes 108 amino acids. Lineage: Eukaryota; Evosea; Mastigamoebida; Endamoebidae.
AUGCAGCAGAGACUGAGCAAGGUCAAAAUAUCUGAUUUAAUUGAUUACUUCAGAGGUAUUGACGACUUGAAAUAUCUCUGUUCCGAUUUUUUGGAUUGCUUUGAUAAAGAACAGAAAACUCCUUGUAAUCUGCCCAAAUAUGAUCUGUUGAUGGAGAAAGAAGCAGAACUCGUGAAAGAAAUUCACGAUACGGCGAAAGAGAUGAUAGAAAAUUAUGCUGAAAUCAUCUUGUCAUAUGAAGAAAGAGCUGCAGAAAGAGAAAGAAAGGAGCAGAUAGAAAUAAUAAAGAGACUGGAAAAGAAACCUAAACUUCCCAAAGUCGAUUAA